Messenger RNA from Nerophis ophidion (straightnose pipefish), 3616 nucleotides. RefSeq names its product sentrin-specific protease 5-like. Gene Ontology annotation, biological process: protein desumoylation. The transcript is spliced from 10 exons. Lineage: Eukaryota; Metazoa; Chordata; Actinopteri; Syngnathiformes; Syngnathidae. Gene Ontology annotation, cellular component: nucleus. Gene Ontology annotation, molecular function: deSUMOylase activity. The coding region runs from base 450 to 1925 and encodes 491 amino acids. The record is from RefSeq and is a predicted model, not a curated record.
ACGCUCGGAUGACGUAAUCAACAUGCGACAUCCAGUGGCAGCGUGCAUUUAAUGGCGUGUGUAGUGAAUGACGCCAAACAAAUAAUAUACGCGUGAAAAAGAGCAACAACGGCUUUGGAAUGUAACAAUAUCGUGCUUUUUGCUUCUCGUAGAUGUGGCGUAAAGUGGACGAUAUCUGAACUACGGCGGUUUAUCAAGUCAAGCAGCGCAGGUGUCCAAAAUGGCCCUGAGUCGGCUUUGGAAAGUCUCAAGGUCAGAAAGAUGAGCACAAGGAGCUCUGAUAUUUCCUUUUUACCUUGAGAAUAAAGACCUGAGGUAGAAACACAAACUGGACCAUGGCCCUAAACCAGCAUUGUCUCAGGAAAAAGACCCAAACAAAUCCAGACUGACGUUGAUCAAUAUAUAACUUGAUGCCCUCGUGUGACCCUGCAUGGUCUCAAAACUAGCAGAUGUACUGGACGGGAAAGCACGGAAACAAAGUGAAGUACGCCAACUGCACGCAAGCCUCCAUGUCUUCAGUCAAGGGAGUUUCGCGUCUCUCCCGGCGGACAAAGAGACCUCUGUAUUGUAAAUUACAGAUGUGGAUGUGGAGGAAGCGACAACGGAAAUGCUGUUUUACCUUUUUUAGAGGCAACAGAUUAAUACGGGAGAGGCGCAACGGUCUGACCUGCCUCAACCCGGACAGAAAAUCACAGAAAAACGACGAGCAUCUUAACUUGUGUCCCUCCCCAAUUCUAGAAUGUUCUCAAGUGAAAACCACGGUGGAAUCCAAUCUUCAACGCGGUAGUGAAAGUUCAGAAGACGCGCUUAAAAAGCGGACUUCUGAGGUAAAAACAUGUAAAAUGUCGCAAACAUGCUCAUCCAAUUCUGUGGAGGAAAAUCAAUGCAACAAUACUUCAUCUUCACAUGGAACUCAACCUGCUGUAGAGAUGAAUGCAUUUGCAGAUACCAGAGAAUGGUUACUAACUCGGUUAGAUUCAUCGGGUAAAGAAAAAAACAACAUUUUUAGCGCUCAAAAGACUGUGGCAGACGACCAAAUGGGAGAAUGCACUGCUUCCCUUCUGGAUCCACACCUAAAUGCAGAUCAUAAGAUCUCUAGCAAGAACACAAUACACCCUCAAACAAAUGGUGGCCUCACAGUACUGGCAAACAGUAUCCAUGAUUAUCUUGGGGACUUUUUCAGAAUGUAUGGAACCUUCAUCCCACUUCAAGAGGAUGACGUGUUGAAUCACCUGAAGAGACUCUUUCACACAGAUUUCACUGAUGGGAAAACUUUCAUCUUGGAGGUUAUUAAACGCAGAUUGGCUGCAGUGCUGUGGAAACCUGCAUCUUCCUUCCGAGUGGUCUUUAAGAAACACAGUCUGACAUUGGAAGAUUUGUCCACACUAGCGCAUGAAAAUUGGCUCAACGACCAGGUCAUGAACAUGUAUGGGGAACUCAUUAUGGAAGCUUCUCAACACAAGGUCCAUUUUAUCAACAGCUUCUUCCAUCGACAACUCAUGACCAAAGGCUAUGAUGGCGUGAGGAGAUGGACAAAGCAGGUUGAUUUGUUCUCCAAGACUCUGCUGUUGGUGCCCGUCCACCUGGAAGUGCAUUGGUGUCUGGUUGUCGCAGACAUCGCCAGAAGGAAAAUCUGUCUCUUCGACUCUCAAGGGAAUGCACUGCGCAAAGUUGCACGGAAUAUCCUGAAGUACCUGAUAACCGAAGCAACUGUGAAACAACAGACAUCGUUUGUAAGUGAUUGGGCUGUGUCCUUAGAUGAGAAUGUCCCAAAGCAAACCAACGAAAAUGACUGCGGUGUUUUUGUUUUGGAGUAUUCCAGAUGCCUCGCCUUGGGCCAGCCACUCCAUUUCUCGCAGACAGACAUACCAAAGAUACGCAAGCGGAUCUACAAAGAACUCUGUGAAUGUAAGCUCCAUUGCUAGUAAUCUGUCACAAUGUAAGCUUAUGAUACUUUUCAUUUUUAGAUACCGUGUUUUCCGGACUAUAGAGCUAAAAGCUACUGAAUUGUAGGAAAACAUUUUUUUCAUAUAUAUUAGCCACACCAAAGAUAUAUACAUUGUGAAAUAAGUUAUUUACACACCGUAAUUGUUUCCAAACAUUGCCUGUAAAACGGCUGAUCAACCAUAACAGACUUGCGGGAAACUAGCUCUCCAAUCAGCGAAACAGACUCAAUAACUCCACAGUGACGUCUUGGUAAAUUUAUUGAGGAUUUUGUGACACUGGAAGAAUACAAACAGAAUGCCAUUGCAAGGUAAUAAUGCCAACACAGACACUCGUAAACGUGUUAGCAUAUCAUCUAAUGCUAACAACGCUACCUUCAUUGCAUUACAAUGCAUGAAAACACUCUCACAGAUUUAGUAAGAAUGAAUUGUUAUAUUGCAAAACUUACAAACGUUGCUUGGAGUGAUAAAUGAGGAAUCCAUAUGAGUAGAAACGCUGUGGACGAUUAGAAGACAGAAUGCCACUUUUACUUCCGGUUCAAAGCUUCAAACAGCAGGAAACAUUUCAGGCAUUCACUCAACUACACCUGCAAUGAGUGAACUCAUCCAAAAGAUGAUGCCCUAGCAUAGGGGUAGGAAACCUAUGGCUCGAGAGCCAGAUGUGGCUCUUUUGAUGACUGAAUCUGGCUCUCAGAUGAAUCUUAGUGGACAUUGCUUAUUACGGUGAGUAAUGAAUAAUUCCGCUGGUAAUCACAGUGUCAAAAAUAACGUUCAAAAUAUAAAACAUUCUCAUGCAUUUUAAUCCACCCAUCCGGUUUCUACCGCACCUGUUCAAGAAGUCGCAUUAAUGGUAAGCAGUUUUUUAUUUAUUGUUGGUUAGCUUCAGAAUAACAAUGUUAUUAAAAAGAAGAGACUUAUUAUACUCUAAAAAUGUUGGUCUUACUUAAAAAUGCACGCAUUUAGUUGUAUUCAGUCUUAAAAAAAAUUAUAUGGCUCUCAUGGAAAUACUUUUAAAGAUAUUUGGCUUAUAUGGCUCUCUCAGCCAAAAAGGUUCCCGACCCCUCCACUAAUACAAAAAAAUACCACACCAUUUAAGUGUAUUUGCAAGUGUUUUAGGAAAGCUUUGCAUUAUGGCGAUCAGUGAACAAAAUCCAUAAAUUAGCUGCACCGUUUUAUAAGCCGCAGGAUUCAAAGUGUAGGAAAAAAAGUAGGCUCUUAUAGUCCGGAAAUUGCGGUAUUCAUCAUUCUACGCUGGUCAGUAGCAGGUGAACUGUGUGUAGCUUGUUACAGUAUACAUUUAUCAUGAUAAAUCCACUUAGUUGCCGUAUUUUAAUUCUCUAUAAAUGAUUGACAUGUUAUUUUGGGGAACGUGUCCUUUUCCUGUUUGACUUGACUGCAGAGUUACAGGGAAGAGUGCAAGAAACAAGCCUUAAUGAACUCACAACUGCCGGUUAAAAUGAGCCGCAGUAUUAUUAUUUUUUAUUGUUUAAAAUAACUGUAUAUUGUACAUUGCUGUCAUAGUUUGUUUAAAAAAAUAGUUACCUGCCAAUAGCAGAUGACACAAUAUAAGGUUUGUUUUGUCUGUGAAGAUAUCGAAAUUGAAUUGUUUCUCUUUGUAAUAUUUUGAAAUUGCAGAAGAGUUUAAGUAAUAAUAAAAAAACCAUAGGGGUUUA